Messenger RNA from Sinocyclocheilus grahami, 1828 nucleotides. Its product is annotated as T-complex protein 1 subunit zeta-like. Gene Ontology annotation, molecular function: ATP hydrolysis activity; ATP binding; lipase activity. The coding region runs from base 107 to 1828 and encodes 573 amino acids. The transcript has 13 exons. Lineage: Eukaryota; Metazoa; Chordata; Actinopteri; Cypriniformes; Cyprinidae. Gene Ontology annotation, biological process: protein folding. The record is from RefSeq and is a predicted model, not a curated record.
GUGUGGGCGGAGCCGAGCGCGAGCAGAGGAAGCUUCUGGAAGCGCGCGUGAGCUUCUCUUCCUUUAUCCCGCGGAGCUGUGCUAACCUGAACUACCCCUCAGCAGAAUGUCCGCGGUAAAAGCGCUUAACCCGAAAGCAGAGGUGGCCCGGGCUCACGCGGCCCUGGCGGUGAACAUCAGCGCCGCUCGAGGGCUCCAGGACGUGCUGAAGAGUAACCUGGGGCCGAAAGGCACGAUGAAGAUGCUUGUGUCUGGCGCAGGAGACAUCAAGCUCACCAAAGAUGGGAACGUUCUGCUGCAUGAGAUGCAAAUCCAGCAUCCCACUGCCUCGUUGAUCGCCAAGGUGGCCACGGCUCAGGAUGACAUCACAGGAGACGGCACGACAUCCAAUGUGCUGAUCAUCGGAGAGCUCCUCAAGCAGGCCGACCUCUACGUGUCUGAGGGUCUUCACCCCCGGGUGAUCGCUGAGGGCUUUGAGGCUGCUAAGGACAAGGCUCUCGAGGUGCUGGAGGAGGUGAAGGUCAUGAAGGAGAUGGACAGAGAGACUCUCAUCAAUGUCGCCCGCACCUCCCUCAGAACCAAGGUCCACAGGGAGUUGGCCGAUUUACUAACAGAGGCUGUGGUGGAUGCUGUUCUGGCCAUCAGGAAACCCAACGAGCCCAUCGACCUCUACAUGGUGGAGAUCAUGGAGAUGAGGCACAAAACUGACAGCGAUACACAACUGAUCAAAGGGUUGGUGUUGGAUCAUGGAGCCAGACAUCCUGACAUGAGGAAGAGGGUGGAGGACGCUUUCGUUCUCACUUGCAACGUUUCCUUGGAAUACGAGAAAACAGAAGUGAACUCUGGGUUCUUCUACAAGAGCGCAGGCGAGAGAGACAAGCUGGUGAAGGCGGAGAGGAAGUUCAUCGAAGAUCGUGUGAUGAAAAUAAUCGAGCUGAAGAAUAAAGUGUGCGCAGAUACUAAGAAGGGCUUUGUGGUCAUCAACCAGAAGGGUAUUGAUCCAUUCUCUCUGGACGCGCUGGCUAAAGAGGGCAUUGUGGCGCUGCGCCGAGCAAAGAGACGAAACAUGGAGAGGCUGACUCUGGCAUGCGGUGGUGUAGCGAUGAACUCUUUGGACGAUCUCACGGCUGAGUGUUUGGGACACGCGGGGCUCGUCUACGAGCACACACUGGGAGAGGAGAAAUACACGUUCAUUGAGAAGUGUGGUAACCCUCGUUCUGUGACGCUGCUGGUGUUUGACGCUCACAGAGCUCAGGAGUGUGAGGAGAUGACAGACCUGGAUCUGAAGCAUACUCUGUCUGGGACGUCUCUGAAUGUGAGGCUCCUGCUCUACACUCGGGUCAAUGCGUCCUGCGCUCAGCUGCUGUCCCAUCGAGAGCCCUUCAGCAGCCCUCGCUUCAACCUCAGCUCCCCGAGCACCUUCCUCAUCCACGGCUACCGGCCCACCGGCUCGCCUCCCGUCUGGCUCACUCAGUUCGUGCAGCUCCUCCUGCAGCGCCGCGACAUGAACGUGAUCGUGGUGGACUGGAACCGUGGGGCCACCAACAUAAACUACUGGAAAGUGGUGGAUAACACACGCAAGGUGGCCGCGAACCUCACCGACCUCAUCCAGAAAAUGGAGGUAAAAGAAAAGUUCCUCAGCUCAGAGUAUUUCAAGUGUGACCAUCAGAGGUCAGUGUUCCUCUACAUGAGCUCCAUCAGCGGCUCCUGUCCCAUCACCGCCUACCCCUGUGACUCCUACACACUCUUCCAGGACGGGAAGUGCAUGGACUGUGGGACGUUCACGCCGGACGGAUGCCCUGUUUUGGGUAAACUGAGUAAGCUCUGA